This is a messenger RNA of Diachasmimorpha longicaudata, 1971 nucleotides long. RefSeq names its product probable ATP-dependent RNA helicase Dbp73D (gene Dbp73D). The record is from RefSeq and is a predicted model, not a curated record. Gene Ontology annotation, molecular function: ATP binding; nucleic acid binding. NCBI's taxonomy places the organism in Eukaryota, Metazoa, Arthropoda, Insecta, Hymenoptera, Braconidae. Bases 71 to 1906 code for a protein of 611 amino acids. The transcript has 4 exons.
AAGUUAUCUACACGUGUGCGGUGUAGACAGUGAAUAUCGUGACCAUAACCCCAAAAUAUAAAUAAAUAAAAUGGAUCUUUUCGUUGUAAACAGAUACGAAGGGGAUGAAUCUGAACAGGCUGCGACCCCCUUCGACCACCUCUCAGAGCUCCUGAAAAAGAUAGAGCUCCGAAAGCAGCAGAAAUUAACAGUUUCUUCCGAAGUCGCCCCAGAGGAGCCCCCCAGGAAGAAGAAAAAGCGAAAGAAAUCGACUCCCGUCACCCCCACAGAUGAACCCUCAUCCCCUACACAAUGCUCACCUCCUCCUGAUACACCUGGAGUUCUUGAAGCUAACUUCUCAAUUGCGUCCGAAAAGUUGCCUAGUGAAAAACCAUCAGAAACUCCAGAUUUCACAAUCCUGGGAGUUUCGUCAAAACACAAACCCAAAUCAGUGGCUAGAGUCCUUCCAGAAUGGUUGGCUCGCCCUGAGAUAAUUUCAGCUGACCUCUCAACAGGUCCAGAGAUCGAAGAACUCCGGGGAAAACUCGAUGACAGGUUGAUCGAUAGUUUGAAGUCCCAUGGAGUGAAUAAACUUUUUCCAGUACAAGCAAAUCUCAUUAGCUGGAUGUUGAAAUGCAGCCAGGACAGGGUGAAAGGAUUUUGGCCUCGAGACACAUGUGUCUCAGCUCCCACUGGAAGUGGUAAGACUCUGGCAUAUGUGCUCCCCAUAAUUCAACAGUUGAAGGACAGAUUUGUGCAGAGGAUCAGGUGCUUAGUCGUCGUACCUGUCCAAGAACUGGCGACCCAAGUCUUCAAGGUCUUUCAGACAUACGUUUCAGGCACCGAUUUAAAGGUGGGACUGAUUUCUGGGGCGAGUUCCUUUGAGGUUGAGCAGAGAAAUUUAGUCGAAAGGACAAUGAGAGGGGAGUUGGUUAGUCGGGUGGAUAUUGUUGUGGCUACUUCUGGGAGACUGGUCGAUCAUAUCUUGAAGACGGAGGGGUUUUCGUUAGAGGUGUUGGAAUUUUUGGUCAUUGACGAGGCUGACAGGGCUACUGAGUGGCUGAGGUAUAUUCCAAUGCCUCAUCGGUGUGCUCCGACCUUGAGUAUUAGAAAUUGGAAGGCUUGUAAAAUUCCACCGGCCCAAAAAUUACUGCUCUCCGCAACAUUAUCUCAAGAUCCUGAAAAAUUGAGUCGUUUGGGGUUGUUUCAUCCAAUUCUCUUCACAUCAGUUGUGAUAACAGACAGAGACGAUGAUAUAGAUCUUGACAAGGAAACUGGUGAAUUUGUGGGGAGGUAUACAAGUCCAAAUGAAUUGAUUGAGCGUGCGGUCGAAUGUGCACCUGAAUACAAACCAGUUGCACUAGUUAAAUUGAUCACGUCUCAACAGCCAAUUGAGAAGACCCUAGUAUUUACCAAUUCUGGGGAAGCUUCCCAUAGGCUUGCCGUACUUCUGAGAUUUAUGCUGGUGGAUAAAAAGGCUGUUGUUGACGAGUUGUCCGCCAAAUUGUUGCCAAAACAGAGGAAUGAGAUGUUGGAGAGGUUUUCCGAGGGAAAGAGUCAAAUCUUGGUGAGUUCAGACGCAUUGGCAAGAGGGGUGGAUAUAGCAGGUGUUAAAUUAGUCGUAUCCUAUGAUCUACCAAAGCACAUAAAGGGCUACAUUCACAGAGCUGGACGUACUGGACGAGCCGGAUUACCAGGAACUGCUAUUUCAAUACUCACGUCCAAUCAGGUUUCUGUCUUCUCUCGAAUGCUCACCGCCGCCCACAAAGCAUUACCUUCUAUUGAACAGUUUGAAAUGCCCGAAUCCGUUGCUGAGGCCAUGAAUUAUCAGGCGCAUGUGGAGAAACUCAAGGAAUUUAUUGAGAAUGAGAGGACAAAGGAAAUUAAACAGAUCAAAGCGAGGCGCAAACGUGGCCAUAAAAAUUAAUUAACUCACUGUUGAAUAUUUUACUACUUAAGUGUGGAGGAUCGAUAAUAAAAAAAAGGGUUUCA